UUGCUAACCUCUCUGCUCACCUAAAAAUUACAUCUCUCUGUUUCUUUUGUUGCUCUUUCCUUUUUGAUUUUUUAUGUUUGACCCUUCUGUAUUUCUUCUUUGUGGGUUUAUGAUAAGCCAUUCUUGUUUUUGAGUACGUUUAAUUGCAUUUUCUGAAUUCUGUAUAUUUUGAUGCUAGUCUUCUGAUAUUCUAACUUUUUAAUUCCUUUUCUUUCAACAUUUAAUCUUUGUAGUUGUAACUUUGAAUUCCAGUGCUUUGGAAGCUUGCUGUUCAUUUCUUCUUAAGCUUUUCAAGGAGUUCGUUAGUACAAGUUUCUAUCCUUUAAUCUUUGAUGAUAAUUGUUCUUGUUGUUUAUCUUUAGUUUGAAGUUCUUUACACCAUAUGGUAAUGUUGUUCAUGUUUAGUUUAAAGUUUUUUAUUUUUUUUUAUUUUUUUUUAUUCUUUUUACUUUUGACAAAAAAAGUUAGGAUUUCUACCCAAAUAGUUUAUGGUUCUUUUAGCUUAGUAUACUUGUUUCCUUCUAAUAUGAUUGAGUAGGUUCUUUGAUAUAGGGGUUGGGUUUGAUUUAGGGGAUGUGUGACCUUAGAAAGUCAUGAUUUAGCCAUUCUCACCCUUGCAUAAUGCUUGGCUAUAUGAUUUGGUAUAUUGGAGUUGUGCUAUCUUGACAUUAUUUAUUUAUUUUUAUAUUUUUCUUUUGCUUUGAUGGUCAAGCUAACUAUUCCUAGAAUUGGAGAGCCUCGAAAGAGGUAUCCAUCGCAGUAGUUAGAUUGGUUAACCUUGUGUAUGUAGGAUAAGGGAUAAUUAUUCCUAAAAUUAGGAGACUACUUAGCUAGUAACAUCCUAUCUUGUUGAGGUUAAUUCUCUAUCAAGAGUUGCAAAUGAGGGCUAGAGUCUGGACACCUCCUUAUAAGUCCUCAUCGAUGAUUGAAUUUUCUAAGCAAAGAUUUAGGCUUAGUGAUUAUAGAAAUGUAAGAUCGUUUGAUCUCGUGGAACUAUGACCCUACUUACCAUAACUUAUUCAGUAUUCAUGUUUAGGAUGAACUCGAGUAACUAUGAUCCUACUUACCAUAACACAUCAGGUUUAAGAUGAACUAGAUAAUACUUAGACUAGGCUCAUGACUAUUUGAUUAGAUACCACUCUUUCACCUCUUCUUUAAUAUUAGGGAGGUUUUAUUUGAAUACCUAAUUGCCUUACAUAAAAAAAAUUAUAAACAAAAUAUUACAAAUAGUAGAACAAUUUUUACUUUUUAGUUAUUUAGUCAUUAUGCAUCUCACCUUUUCAUAAGUAAUCAUAUUUAUAUCUUUUUUUUUUUUUUUUUUACAUAUAUGUAUUUUUAUCGAUGAUAUGGUUCACAAUUUACAUAUCAUAAUUAAUGCCCCAAUUUGACUGACACAUGUCUUUGACUAUUAAUAUCUUUUAGAUCAAUAAGUAUAGAUGAUUUUAAAAAUAUUAUUAAGAAAAUUUACAUUGAGUCGAUUCUAACAACUACACACUUAAUUAUGUUUAAUAAGAUGUAUAAGGUACAAAAUUGGUCAAAGUGGUGCAUGUGAAUAGUACAAAAGUCAGACUAGGAAAUUUAUUUUGAAACGGAGGAAGUAUUAGCUUACAAAAAUGAUCUCAUUCAUAACUGCUCCAUAUAUUAGAAUCAUAAUAAAUCUUCUUUAUAAGCUGAAAAUAGCAAACAAACUUAUACCGUCAAAUAUUCAAUUUUCAGAAUAUUUUAAAGUAUUUUUUUCCAUACAAGACAAGCAAAUCAGAAUGUGACACAUAUUAAGCUUACGUCGACUUGCUUGUUUACAUCGUAGUAUAAAGAUAGAUAGAUUGUGAGCUCUAAUGUCAGCCCUCAAAUUUAUGAAGUGUUACUGUUGGCCACCAGUCCACACCCACCAUUUCCAGUGUUAGGAAGUAAAGAUUAAAGGGGGCAUACACAGAAUUUCCAACUUCAUUCAAAUAUGAGUGAAACACAAAUCUUUAAGGAAAGGAUGAAGGCUCUCAUAACCCUAACCAUUCUAGAUGACCUAAUUUUUGUGCAAAUUCUACCCAGGCUUCCGGUAAAAUCCCUAAUUCGAUUCAAAUCUGUUUGCAAGAAUUGGUAUUAUCUUAUUUCUACUCCCAAAUUUGCUAAAUCUCACCUUGAUUUAUCAUUUUCUGCUCCUCAAUUUCUGAUAAUUGAUGGUAUGCCAGGUUUUGAGCUUAAUUUUUACUCGUUAUCUUACGAUGAAUCCAACAAUUUGAAAGAAUUAGUUCAUUUAGAUGCUCAUGUAAGACAUCGUAUGCCACAUCUAGUGUUUGUUGUUGGUUGUUGUAAUGGCUUGGUAUGUUUGUAUUGUCAAAGCGGUUGUGGAUUUUUUUUCUCUUUGUGGAACCCUGCAACUCAUCAAUAUCACAAUAUUUUGUCCCCUAUUGAUGGUUUCAUGGGUAAAGGUGGUUUUGGAUAUGUAUCCGCUAUCGAUGAUUAUAUGAUAGUUGCUGUUAUCCCCACAAGUGCUAUAUUAUCAAAAAACAUCCGUCUUUGGGUGUUCUCGCUGAAAGCUGGAGCGUGGAAAUACUCUGUUUUAUCAUGUGAUAAUGGAUGUGAACCCUUUGAGUUCAUUAAAAUGGACAGGGUUUUAAUUAAUGAUACUCUGUACUGGACCGUUGGAAAAUGGGGAAAUGCUGGAUGCACAAAGAGUAUUAUCUGUUGUAAUUUUGUUGACGAACAAAUAACAGAAAUACCAUUACCAGGAAGUGGUGAUCUUGUUAUUAUGUCUUCUGUGAUUAAUGGGUGCUUAGCACUAUAUCGCUAUAAGAUUGGUCAGCCUCGCGAGGUUUGGAUAUUGAAGCAAAAGAGUGAUGGUAAUUCCCUUGAGAAAUUGUUCUCAGUCCCUUGCAGUAGUGUACUAUACCCCUUGUGGAUGAAUUUCUCCCCAAGUGGCAAGUGUUUGGUUAAACAUGCACGACAGCUCAAGUUGGUUGACCCGGCUGUAGAAGAUAUUGAACCUUUCCAUGGUAUCGAUUUUGAUGAGUCUGUGUUCGCAGUACACCAGCAUGUUGAAAGUCUCAUCUCACCCUUUGGGACUUCUCUUAAUGAUGAAGACAAUGAUGCUAACAUCACAACUUAAAAUAAUCAAAGCGAGUACAUUAUUUUGUAGGUAUUUUAUUUCUACAUGUCCUGUGUAAAUCUCAGCGUGAGGUUGUCUUUUUUAUUUUUAUUUUUAUUGACUGUGUAGUAUUACUGAUAUGGUUGCUUCCAAAUAGCUGUCAAGUUUUGGUCAUUACUACUAUUGUAUGGUAUGCUUGCUUUCUGAUGUUAUCUGCUCCAUUAUUCCUAAACAUUGACAAAGUUUGUAUAUUGUGGAAGCAUAUUAGGACUUAGUAGUAAAUUGCUUUAUCUAUCAUAAUUAAUAUGAAGGAGAUGAUGUUAAAAACACAACACAGGUGAACCAUAGCCAAUUUAUUAUACAUAGCAUCAUAUAUUUUGUGUAGCAAGAGGUAGAAAUCUUGCUAAAUGACUACUUUUUGCACAGUUGCUUUUAAGCAACUAGUACUGAGGUCUGAAGUGUUUUUUUUUGCUGUGUCAAUCUUGAAAUUAUAUAUUUACUUCCUGAUCCAUAAAUUUAAAUUAUUGACUCUUGUCUGUUU
This is a messenger RNA of Chenopodium quinoa (quinoa), 3623 nucleotides long. Its product is annotated as F-box/kelch-repeat protein At3g23880-like. Bases 1955 to 3103 code for a protein of 382 amino acids. The record is from RefSeq and is a predicted model, not a curated record. Lineage: Eukaryota; Viridiplantae; Streptophyta; Magnoliopsida; Caryophyllales; Amaranthaceae. The transcript has a single exon. Gene Ontology annotation, molecular function: protein binding.